CGAGGACCGACGACCCACCCAGUGUGCAAGUCUUGAAGUCUAUCAUCACACGGCCAUAUCUCCGUCCACUUUUUUACUUUCACUCGAUCUCAUCCCAUCCGUCGUCUAUAUCUCAGUGCGUCGUCUAGGCUAGCUCUAGCUCGACAUUAUAUAUAUUCCUCCAAUCUGGAUCCUUGGUCCGAUCCCAUGUCGUCUCCCGGUCCCGGCUCCGACGAUGGAGUCUCCGCCGCCGCCGCCGCCGUCGUCUGCUGCAUGUGCGGCGACCAUGGCCUGCCGCACGAGCUGUUCCGGUGCAACCUCUGCCGCCUUCGUACACAGCACAGAUACUGCAGCGACCUGUACCCGAGGGUGGCGGGGCCGUACCGGAGCUGCAACUGGUGCCUCAAGCAGGGCGGCGCCGCCGGAGGGGGCGACUCACGGUCACCGGCUAAGGCACCGGCGGCGGCGGCGGCUGGGACCAGAUCACGGAGGAUCAACGAUUCUCGUGGCGACGACGACGACCGCGAUAGUGACGAGAGCGCCCCCUGCUAUGGGUGCUCCAGGUCAGCGUUCUCGGCGGACCCCGGGAAGCCGAUCAAGAAGCCUAAUAAGAAGGGCGGCCGUGAAAGAGCGGUGCAGCGGCCGGAGGAGCCGGUGGUGACGACGACGGUGGUGCCUAAGAAAAGACGACGGGAGGUGCAGCCUGGGACGCCGCGGUUCAAGGCGAAGGUGCGGCGGUACAAGCUCCUCGCGGAGGUGACCUGCUAGUCGUUUGCUGGAGAGUAGAUACAUGGCUAUGCUGCCUAUUAUGCAAAUAAAAGGCCAGCGACGAUGGAGAACAAGCCGUCGUCUCGUCUGUGUUUAGUUAACUUGGUUACGUACCCACACAAUGAAUGGUGUUGAUGCAUAGACUGGGCAAUGGUAAUUUUUGUGUUCUAAUUAAGGCCGAGUAAAAAAAAAGGUGGACCCUUGUUAUUGUUGUACCCACAAUGGCUAUAGUAGAAGCUAGCACUGAGUGGGCCCAUUUUCUAAUAAAAAAAACACCAGCCAUGUGCAGGUUGUACA
Molecule: messenger RNA, 1044 nt
Organism: Sorghum bicolor (sorghum)
Lineage: Eukaryota; Viridiplantae; Streptophyta; Magnoliopsida; Poales; Poaceae
Exons: 2
Coding region: 187-747 (186 amino acids)
Source: RefSeq, a predicted model, not a curated record